Coffea arabica (coffee) is the source of this 608-nucleotide messenger RNA. The record is from RefSeq and is a predicted model, not a curated record. NCBI's taxonomy places the organism in Eukaryota, Viridiplantae, Streptophyta, Magnoliopsida, Gentianales, Rubiaceae.
AAGGCCCAGGAGCCCAAUAGAGUAAGUGUACAAAACACAGCCCAAACCUGAGUCUAUUGAUCGGCAUCUUUAGUUUAGGAAGUGAAGAAAGCGGGGGAGCCGUCUGUAGUUAGGGUUUUCGGGGCGCAGAGAGCAAAAGCUGGUUGGUUGAAAGGCGACUGAGCGGGAAGCAGCAGCAGCAGCAGCCAUGGCUAGCACCAAAGUUCAGAGGAUUAUGACCCAACCUAUCAACCUGAUAUUCAGGUUUCUUCAAAGCAAAGCUCGAAUUCAGAUUUGGCUCUUUGAGCAGAAGGAUUUGAGGAUUGAAGGCCGCAUCAUUGGUUUUGAUGAGUACAUGAAUUUGGUCCUGGAAGAUGCUGAGGAAGUCAACAUAAAGAAGAAGACCACGAAGCAAUUGGGGAGGAUACUUCUGAAGGGGGACAAUAUCACAUUGAUGAUGAACACGUAUGGCUAAGCUCUCUCUCUCUCUCUCUCGUGAAGCCCAUGGGUAAAUGAUGUUCCUGGCUUUGAUGCCUAGAUGUUCGUGAAUGUUUCAGUUACUACCAGCGCACUUGGAUGGUUUAUUUUCAGUGAUGAUGUAUUCUAGAUACUCAAUAGCUUUUCUCUUA